GGGGGUAUAGAAAACAGAUAGUUGUAAGCUCCAACUGAACAUGUUCUCUCUACUGAGCACAGACUCAGUGGAGGUGUGAGAGAGAGAGGGAGUUGUGUGCCCUUCGUUGAGCAGAUGAAUGAGAGAGGAGCUUAGAGACAACACGUGAUUCACAGAAAGAGAACUAGAGGGAGGACGAGAGAAGCAAGCUCGCAUACCACUAUCAACCUAGUUUCAUCGGCGCUGCACCGACGGGCAACGAUGUAGCGUUGCCUCAUUGAGAAGAACAGAGAACAACCACUGCUGCUGAGCCUUUCAUUUUCCAGGGGAAUCUUUUGGAAGUCACCCUACAGUGUUUAUCAGGGAGGGACACCAUCUAAACAAUACUAGAAAUCAAACAGGGGACUGUUUAGCGUGUUGCACCGACCAGCAGAAGCCUCAAGACUGCCGAGGGAUGAGGCAAGCAGACCGUCUGAAAGAGAGGAGAGGUAUUUCUUCCCUCUAUGGACGGUGACACAUCUAGUUCCCAGAGUAAGGUCCAACUGAAUCCUGCUGGACCAGAGGAGCGAGGGAAGGAACUAUGAGCUAAGUCACCCUCAGUGAUCGACCCCUGAAAGGUGCCUGCUCACCACCCCCAUCCUGGCGCAGAGGACCAUCUCUCGAUCUGUACCCCAACCCCAGAAGUAAAGGGUGUUUCUGUACCCCUAAAGGAGGGGUGAAACUGUCUGGAUAGAGACUCGACUGUUUGACUCUACAGCAGCAGGAACAUGGAUGACUCCAGCAUUCUGAGACGCAGAGGUCUACAGAAGGAGCUCAGCCUUCCGAGGAGGGGGAGUUUCUGUCGGACCAGCAAUAGGAAGAGCCUGAUUGUGACAUCCAGCACCUCUCCUACACUACCCAGACCACACUCACCACUACACGGACACCCAGGGAGCAGCCCUCUGGACAGCCCCAGAAACUUCUCCCCCAACACGGCGGCACACUUCUCCUUCGUUCCAGCUCGCAGGACGGAUGGCAGGCGCUGGUCUCUGGCAUCACUGCCCUCCUCUGGAUAUGGCACCAACACACCCAGCUCCACUGUCUCGUCAUCCUGUUCAUCCCAGGAGAAGCUGCACCAGCUGCCCUUCCAGCCCACGGCGGAUGAGCUGCACUUCCUCACCAAGCACUUCAGCUCCGAGAGCAUCACCGACGAGGAGGGACGACACUCGCCCAUGCGCCCGCGCUCACGCAGCCUCAGCCCUGGUCGCUCACCCAUUUCCUUUGACCAUGAGAUCGUCAUGAUGAACCAUGUCUACAAGGAGCGCUUUCCCAAGGCCACGGCUCAGAUGGAGGACCGUCUGGCUGACUUCCUAUCGUCCUCGGGUCCUGACAAGGUGAUGCCCCUGGCCGAUGGGGUCCUCAGCUUCAUCCACCACCAGGUCAUAGAGCUGUCCAGAGACUGCCUGGAUAAAAGCCGCGCGGGUUGCAUCACCUCACACUACUUUUACGAGCUGCAGGAGAACCUGGAGAAACUGCUACAAGACGCUCACGAGCGCUCUGAGAGUGUGGAAGUCACAUUUGUGACCCAGCUGGUGAGGAAGCUGAUGAUCGUCAUCGCUCGGCCGGCACGCCUGCUGGAAUGUCUGGAGUUUGACCCGGAGGAGUUCUACCACCUGUUGGAGGCAGCAGAGGGCCAUGCCAAGGAGGGCCAGGGCAUCAAGUCAGACAUCCCCCGCUACAUCAUCAGCCAGCUGGGUCUCACCAGAGAUCCCCUGGAGGAGAUGGCCCAGCUGAGCAGCUACGACAGUGGGAACCCAGAAACGCCAGAGACAGACGACUCUGUGGAUAGUCAAGGGGCCACGGUACCUGUUGUAGCUCCCCCUAAAACCAAGGCCCCACGGGAGGAGGACUUUGAAAACAUCAAGCUCAUUAGCAACGGGGCUUACGGUGCUGUGUUUCUGGUGCGUCACAAGGAGACGCGUCAGCGUUUUGCCAUGAAGAAGAUCAACAAGCAGAACCUGAUCCUAAGGAACCAGAUCCAGCAGGCCUUUGUAGAGAGAGACAUCCUGACCUUUGCUGAGAACCCAUUCGUGGUCUCCAUGUUCUGCUCCUUCGAGACACGCAGACACCUCUGUAUGGUCAUGGAGUAUGUCGAGGGUGGUGACUGUGCCACCCUGCUGAAGAACAUUGGGGCUCUGCCUGUGGACAUGGCACGCAUGUACUUCGCUGAGACCGUGCUGGCACUGGAGUACCUCCACAACUAUGGCAUCGUACACAGAGACCUCAAACCGGACAAUCUUCUGAUCACUUCGAUGGGCCACAUCAAGCUGACAGACUUUGGCCUGUCUAAGAUCGGUCUGAUGAGCCUCACCACUAACCUGUAUGAAGGACACAUAGAGAAGGAUACCAGGGAGUUCCUGGAUAAACAGGUGUGUGGUACACCAGAGUACAUAGCCCCAGAGGUGAUCCUGAGACAAGGCUAUGGGAAGCCAGUAGACUGGUGGGCCAUGGGGGUCAUCCUCUAUGAGUUCCUGGUGGGCUGUGCCCCUUUCUUUGGAGACACGCCAGAGGAGCUCUUUGGACAGGUCAUCAGUGAUGAGAUCAUAUGGCCAGAGGAGGAGGAGGCUCUUCCUAACGAUGCCCAGGACCUCAUCUGUAAACUCCUCAGACAGAACCCUCUGGAGAGGCUGGGUACAGGCAGUGCAUUCGAGGUGAAGCAACACCGGUUCUUCUAUGACCUGGACUGGAACAGUCUGCUGAGACAGAAGGCAGAGUUCAUCCCUCAGCUGGAGUCAGAGGAAGACACCAGCUACUUUGACACCCGUUCAGACAGGUACCACCACAUGGACUCUGAAGAUGAGGACGACACUAACGAUGACGAUCACGUAGAGAUGCGCCAGUUCUCCUCCUGCUCGCCCCGCUUCAGCAAGGUGUACAGCAGUAUGGAGCGGCUCUCCCUCCAUGAGGAGAAGCGGGCCCCCCCACCCACCAAGCGCAGCCUCAGUGAGGAAGGAGGAGAGCGCAUCGACAGCCUCAGUGGGCUCAAGUCCAGAGACCGCUCCUGGCUGGUGGGGUCACCUGAGAUCCUGCGUAAGCGUCUGUCCGUCUCGGAGUCGUCCCACACUGAGAGUGACUCCAGCCCUCCUCUGGCUGUGCGUAGACGCUGCUGCUCCGCCAUCAUCGAGAUGCCACGCUUCGCCAUCUCCUCGGAGGAGGAAGGAGGGGUGGCCCCCAGUCGUAAGAGCCCCAUCCUGCUCAGCCAGACCCCCGGGGGAGUCAGGGGACCCCGCAUUGAGGAGCUGCCCCUCUCCAUCCCAGAGCUCCCAAUAGAGAGAGAGCUGAAACUGGUCGAGUCCCCCACCACACCUGGGUCCAUCACCAGCCAGCUCAGCAGAGCCACACUCACACCGGGUAGUUCAGGAGAUGUGUGGGAGCGUGGUACAGUGUCGGGAGCAGACAGCUCUACCUCCACCCCUAAGGCCAUCAGUGACCUGGCAGUUCGGAGGGCCCGCCACAGACUGUUGUCUGGAGACACGGACAAACACACCCAGUCCAGACCCCUCAACAAGGUCAUCAAGUCUGCCUCCGCAACUACGCUCUCACUCAUGAUCCCUCCAGACCACCAUGGAGCCUCCCCAUUGGCCAGCCCCAUGUCACCCCACUCCCUCUCCUCCAAUCCCUCAUCCAGAGACUCCUCCCCCAGUAGAGACCUUUCGCCGGCCGUAGUCAACAUCAAACCCCCCAUCAUCAUCCACCGGGCGGGCAAGAAGUACGGCUUCACCCUCCGGGCUAUCAGGGUGUACAUGGGAGACACGGAUAUAUACACUGUACAUCACAUAGUCUGGCAUGUGGAGGAGGGUGGUCCUGCCCAUGAUGCAGGGCUGAGAGAAGGAGACCUCAUCACUCAUGUGAACGGGGAGGCUGUCCACGGCCUGGUCCACACUGAGGUGGUGGAGCUCGUCCUCAAGAGCGGUGGUAAGGUGUCCGUCUCAGCCACGCCCUUUGAGAACACCUCCAUCAAGGUAGGCCCCGCCCGCAAGACCAGCUCCAAAUCCAAGAUGGCGCGUCGCAACAAAAAGACCAAGACCAAAGAUGGAGGCCAGGAAAGCAGCGGCAAGAAGAGGAACUCUCUGUUCAGGAAGAUCACCAAGCAGGCGUCUCUACUCCACACCAGCCGUAGUCUAUCCUCUCUCAACCGCUCCCUGUCUUCUGGAGAGAGUGGACCAGGGUCCCCCACACACAACCUGUCCCCCAGGUCACCUACACCUGGCUACCGCUCCACGCCUGACUCUGCACACUCUGUAGGGGGAAACUCGUCUCAGAGCAGCUCUCCCAGUUCCAGUGUUCCAAACUCCCCAGCCAGCUCCGGUCACAUCCGGCCUAGCUCCCUCCAUGGCCUCGCCCCCAAGCUCCAGCGCCAGUACCGUUCCCCUCGACGCAAGUCAGCCGGCAACAUCCCCCUAUCCCCCCUGGCCCGCACCCCCUCCCCCACCCUGCAGAGCACCUCCCCCCAACGCUCUCCUUCUCCCCUGCCCAGCCAUGCUGUGGGCUCCUCCUCUAUGGGCCAGUCUUUCCCCGUGAAACUCCACUCCUCCCCUCCUCUGGUCAGGCAUAUCUCCAGGCCCAAGAGCACUGAACCCCCCCGCUCCCCACUCCUCAAACGAGUACAAUCCACCGAGAAGCUAGCCUCCUCCCUCUCCUCCUCCUCCUCCGCCUCCUCUCCCUCUGCGUCGGGGGCCGGAGGUGACAAGAAGCUGCCUGUAGCGGUGACAGGACGUAAACACAGCCUGGACAUCUCCCACCAGGAGUUUAAGAAGGAGAUGCUUCAGAGAGACCCCAGUCUGCAGAGCCUGCAGGAGUCCGCUGGGGAGAGAGAGGGGGUGCUGGGGGUGGGGACAGGGGUGGGGGGUCGGGGCCCCGUGGAGAAGGGCAGCCUGCAGAAACACUCCUCCUCCAGCAGGAAGCUGGGGCGUCAGGAGGGGGACGUCGGACCGGCAGCCGGGUCCCUGGGGCUGGCCCCCGGGAAGAGCAAGCUGAAGGACAAGCUGUCAGCCAUUAGACAGGACCGGGCUGAGAGGAGGGAGUCACUGCAGAAGCAGGAUGCUAUCCACGAGGUGGACUCUUCAGAGGACGAGACAGACGAGGGGUCGGAGGACAGCCAGGACGGGAGGGGCAGGAACACCUGUACUUUCACCCCCCCGCUGCUCCGCCCCACCUCCGUCAUGGCCACCGCCCCCCGCACGGGACCCGGGGGCACCCUCCCCUCACUGUGUCUGUCCCCCUCCUCCACCCUGCUGCCCAGCAGAGCCACCAUACCCUCCACAAUCCCCGAACACAAGCCCACUCAGAGUUCUCCUUCGCUGGGAGGGAAAGACAGCGGCUCAGCCUCCUCAGAUGACUGUGGAAGGAGAGAGGGGAAGGCUCCAGACACCAGCUCCAAGUUCACCCAGAGCCCACUGUCCAGCACCUUCGCCACACCCGGCAGUGCUUUCAUCUCCAUCAGUAAGGACACCUUCCUGAAGCCUGCUGCUCCAUCUUCACAUCAGGAAUGGAGGAGCCCCAAGCUACCUGAGCCCAGAGGGAAGAGCAGUAGUCCUGGGUUAUGGAGUGAGGAGAGAGACUCUGGCCUGGAGGCCCCCAGAUCCAGCCCCACUGGAUCCAUAGAUGGCAGAUACAUAGCCCACACACCCAUCUCUUCCCCAGGCAUCACCAAGGAGAAAAAGGAGGCCGACAACCGGAGGCAGGCUGCUGCUGCCGCUGCCGCUGCAGCCUAUGCCACCCCAGCCUACGCCACCCCAUCCUACGCCAUCCCCAGCCCCCCAGCCCAAGUGUCAGGGUCAGAGAGUGGGGUGGAUAAGGUUGUGUCCCAGCUAGCCACUGUGGCUAAGAGCUUCCUGGGCCCCGUCAAACUCACUAUCCCUGGGGCCAAGGAGGCUUUUGAGAGGGCCAAAGACCAGAACCAGAAACCCUCUCACCCCAAGACCAUACCCGACUCACCCCUUACCACUACCACCACCACACCCCUCUCCCCCUCCCCCUUUAGACACCCCGCCCCUCAGCCACCGCCCCGCUUGUCCUCCCAGUCUCCCUCCCGGCAGCCCUCUUACAAAACUGAGCCAGCCCCCCCUCCCCCUCCACAGAGGAGGGCCUCCCCUCCUAAAGACUGUGCCCCGGGCCCCAGGCCCACCCAGAGAGGCCAUUGAUGGGGUUACGAGGCAGUAGGGAGACUCCAGCCAUUACAGCUGUUACUGCACCAAGGCAGGGGCCCACCAACACACCCACCCAGACCCCUACUGCAGCCUCGGAGCAGCGCAAGAGGCCAGACCCAGCUGCCCCACGGAGACCCAACCCUGCCUCCGCAGCAUCCACCCCACAGGACAAAACCAGCAGCAAGAAGACGUAGCAGAAAGCAAGACUCAAGAAACACCCAUGACGAUACAGACUGCUGUCACGAGAUUUUAAUCUUAAAUCCACAAACAACUGCAUGAGAAUAAUCAUUUAUUCAAAACUUUUUGCAACACACAAAUCAUUAUGAGGGAGAGCAAGAGCGAGAAAGAGAUAGAGAGAGUGAGAUUGGGGAUAGAUCUCUGCCCUGACUGUGUAUGUCCCAGAGGCAUCCAGGCUCGCUGUGCCUCUCUUGUUCUUCUUAUUCUGUGUUUUACCAUUCAGACAUGGAUUAAUGUUCCUGUGAAGUCAGCCUGUGUUUGUUUCUCCCCGCAAAGAAACA
Oncorhynchus masou masou (cherry salmon) is the source of this 6685-nucleotide messenger RNA. RefSeq names its product microtubule associated serine/threonine kinase 2 (gene mast2). Lineage: Eukaryota; Metazoa; Chordata; Actinopteri; Salmoniformes; Salmonidae. Gene Ontology annotation, molecular function: magnesium ion binding; protein binding; ATP binding. Gene Ontology annotation, biological process: peptidyl-serine phosphorylation; cytoskeleton organization; intracellular signal transduction. The record is from RefSeq and is a predicted model, not a curated record. Gene Ontology annotation, cellular component: microtubule cytoskeleton.